This is a messenger RNA of Pseudogymnoascus destructans, 1134 nucleotides long. RefSeq lists its product as uncharacterized. The coding region runs from base 1 to 1134 and encodes 377 amino acids. The transcript has 6 exons. The record is from RefSeq and is a predicted model, not a curated record. Lineage: Eukaryota; Fungi; Ascomycota; Leotiomycetes; Thelebolales; Thelebolaceae.
AUGACCGGCUCUCAACCGAGCCUUUUCAUCGCCCCGGGCGAUGACGAACCUGCUGGUGCCUCCGAGGCACCAGACUCCCGCGCCGCCCCCGACCUCGGUGCCGUGAAGACUCCCUCUGGCUGGGUCGCGUUCUGCUCACCCUCCCGCAGUGCAGAGUUGCCUGCGCCGGUUUCGCCCUCGCCCGGCCUCCGCAUCUCCUUCCGUCUCCCCCCCGCUCCUGGUGCUUCCGCCAGUUCUUCUGCCGGUGUUGCUGCUGUCCCUCCCGUGGCCGCGCCCCUCGCCGGUGCCUCGGCUCCCGGGGCCCCCCUCGCGCCUAGCGCCUCUGCCGUGGCUGCUGCUGCUGCCCCGGUGUUGCCCGUUGACACCCCGAGGUCGCCUCUGGUGGAGGAGUCGGAGGAGGAGGAGGAGGAGGAGGAGUCAGAGAAGGAGGAGGAGCCCGUCCGCCGCUCCUCCCAGAAGCGGAAGGCCGUCCGUCCCCCCACCGCCUCCGACGACGACGAUGACGAUGACGAUGACGACGACGGCGUCGACGACCACGUGUCCCUGCUCCGCGUCUGCUGCCUCCGGUGCGCGAAGUACUUGGCGGUGAAGCCGGAGUUCUCGUGCGUCUUCCCGGCGACGCACACGAAGUGCACCCGGUGCACUCGUCUUAAGGACAAGUGCGUUCCGGUCCCCGACUCUGUUGUCGCCUCUGUGUCGGCGCUGCUGGCCCUACAGCGCGACUUCGACGUCGCCAAGGGUGCCGUCGCGACCGCCCUGCGCUCGCAGGUCGUGGCUGCUGCGCGUGCCCUCCCCGUGGAGGUUCGCGUGGCCGCCUCCCUGCAGGUUCCUGCUGGGGAGGUGAACGCCGCGAUCCUGCGGGGGCAGGCGGAGAUGCUGGCGGUUCUCUGCCGCAUUGACGCCACCAGCGUCGCGCCGACGGCGCAGGUGGGAAGGGGAAGGGGAAAGGUAGGUCAGGGUGAUAGCGACCUGCUGGGCGGCCACGUGCCCGCCCCCGUGUCGCCAUCGCCCCUCGGCCUCCCGUGUGGUGUUGGUAACGAUCACCGCACACAGGAAUGCGGGCACGGAGAACGCAAAUACUCGUAUUAUAGGCCCGAGGGCCGAAUUAAACUACGCCCGGAGGGAGAGUCCUAG